Molecule: messenger RNA, 2474 nt
Organism: Ceutorhynchus assimilis (cabbage seed weevil)
Lineage: Eukaryota; Metazoa; Arthropoda; Insecta; Coleoptera; Curculionidae
Source: the annotation of a GenBank genome assembly
ACCGGUGAAGACCCAGAACAGAAACGACACUGACGAACGAAAAUGGAAGUUUGACAACAGCGAAAACAGGGCCAUUGAUUAGUGCACCCGACUCACGAAUACGAGAACAGCGGAAAGAGAAACGAUUGAAACGAACGAAACUACGGAAUGCUUAUCUUUUGGUUUUGGUCAAUGGUCUGUUGUGCUGUCUCAGUCUAGUGUAGUGCCAUAUUAUUGUUAUAUCGUUUAUUAUUGUUUAAAAAACAGUUUUUUGAAGAACUAUUACAAAAGUUCAUUAGUGAUGCAUUUCAGGGUAUAUACGGCAUUGUGUUGUGCACUUUUAAUAGCCCUUACGUCAGCUGCUCAGAAUAACCAGAGAAGCAAUGGCGGAUUCGUAUUUAAAGAUGCCGAUGCAGAAAUCGAAGGCAGCGGUUUCGAUGGCGAAGUAAAUCGAGAUUUGGAGUCCAGCGGUUCCGGUCAGGGUCCGCCUGAGGACGACGAUGACGGACUCGAUCCGAUAUCGGACCCAGAUCCCAAUAAACCCGAGAAACAACCGCCCAUUGUUGAAACUAUACCGAAGAAAAACGAUAUAAGUCCUGAUUUUACUGCACCAAUACCUCCUGGAAAGGAUAAGGAAUCUGUAGGAAUUGAGUCUACGGAAGAUAAUAGUGUUAUAAUGAAUCCUAAACAAGAGGAUCGACCUACUUCAUUUUUCUCCCAACCAGGAAUAUUAGCAGCUGUAAUUGGUGGAGCUGUAGUGGGUCUAUUGUGUGCAAUUUUGGUAGUGAUGUUCAUCGUUUACCGAAUGCGUAAAAAAGAUGAAGGAUCUUAUGCACUAGGCGAACCGAAGCAAUCUCCAAACUCGAAUUCGUAUAGUAGAGGAACAAAUAAAGAAUUUUACGCUUGAAGUUAGCGGAAUCAAUAAGAAAAGAAAGUGACUGCUGGCGAAUUGACUGAACUUAAUCAUCAUCUUUGGCUUGUUGUGUGUAACGUUGGUAUCUUUUUUUCUAACAAAUUCAAAUUAUUUGUGUUCUCACAAACGCAUAUCUGAUUAAAUUCAAUGAUAAUAAUUAUAACUAAAAAAUGCAUUUUUGCACUUUUAAUUUAACGCAAAAUAGUAUAAAAAAUUAUUACAAGGCUGGGUCUAGAUAGUUACAUUGCCAAAAACUGCCAACAGUAUAAGUAAAGACAUUUGUGUAUUUUACACAAUGUACAAACAUUGAGUUAUUGAAUUUCAGUCAUAUAUACCUUAAACGUAUGUAUAUAUUUAUGUAACAAAAAAAUAAUAAAAUAAACCUACUACAUGUAUUAACGUCCAUUAGUUUUGGGUAUUCAGUACAUAGUUCGAAUAUUUUACAAUUUUCACUAUUUUUCUCAGACUGUCUAUGAUAUUAAUAAAAAUACACUUGUACUGUAUAUCUGAAAAUUAUUGCAGAGUACCUAGAAAAUAUGGUUAAAGUUUAAAAGAAUAAAUAAAAAAUGGAUUAUAGAAGUUCAAUAAUUGAAUAACUACCUAUUGCGUCUUGUGCGAAAUUCGCUUCUGCUAAUUUUUUUGAUAAAAACAUUCCUUUUCAUUUAUUUUUAUAACUUUUGAUACACUUUGGCAUAUUAGGCAGUAGUAAUAAUUCCUAUGGUUUUGUUGGUAAUUUUUCGGUAAUAUGGUUUUAGUCCUUGUAUUGUUGAGGAACAUUUAUUAUCCUCAAAAGACAGCACAUUGUUUGUUGAAAUCAGUUUGAAUUGCUUACUAAAAUAAAUAAGAUGUAACAGAAAAUUUUAAUGUUAUUAGGCAGCUUGUAUGAAUUAGCCUUUUUUUAUGUAUGUAUAUUCACUAUUUAUUGUGGUAUUGGUCUAAUGAGGAGAAACCUUUUUUGAUGAAAAUAUCAAGAAAAUCACACAUGCCCAUACCUAUUGGGUGAGAAUUUCUAAAAAGAUAGGAUAUAGAAAUUUGGGUUUUUUUUUGCUGAAAAUUAAACUUGCAAAAAUAAUCCAAUGCAAAUAAAAUUAUUAUAUAAAUAAUUAUUGUUUGAAAAAAUUGAAUUGAGUGAUUAUUCACAUUAUCAUACGCUCUGCAAUAUUAGAUUGACGAUAAUGGCGUAGUUUUAAGAUGUAAUAUCUAAUUAUUAAUAAUAGUAUAAUAAUAAUAACAUAACAAACUAGAUAAAAUACGUAUUAGGGAUCCGUUGUAAUGGAUUUUAUUUAUUUUUAUACCAUAGAAAAAUUUUCUGUUAUAUCCUAAAUUACCAAAGCAAGUCAAUAUGGUGUUGGUAAUGAUGCGCAGCUUUAUACAAAAAUAUUUAUUUUUAUUUUUAUUAUGAAAGUAUCAAUCUCUUUAUUAAUUUAACCCAAUAUUAUUGUCAUAUUAAUCAAUAAUAAUAUUACUACUACAAUAACAUUUUUUAAUAAACUGAUCGUAGCUACUCAAAAAUCGAAGUGUAUAGUAUUAGAGUAAUGUUGUACAAUCUGGUUGUAAAUAAAAUCAAAAUGUAAAACCUUUA